AUGGGUAUACAUAACAGUAAAACUGAAACCAGUGAUGAAAAUCUACACAACGACUGUUGCAACCAACAUCUUCCAAUCGGAGGAUAUGAAAAACUGCCGCUUGUUUCCCUUGAAGCAGCUGUUGAACCGUUGGUCUCUCUUCUACCAUCCGUGCAAACUUACGUUCAAUUAGUGAAACGAAAAUGUGAAAAUCCAUCCGACGGCUUAACAACAGAUCAAUCUGCAUCCAUCAUGCUUUGCACAGUUCGAUGGCAACCGUUUGAUCAAUGUCUAUCUGUUGUUCUAAAUAGCAUCUUACGUUCCGGUGAUCGCGAGAAAUUAAAGCCCUGGUUUCUUUAUCUAAAACUUCUCUUGACUGCACUUUCUCGUUUACCAGCGAGCCAUCAAACUGUUUAUCGAGGAAUAAAGUGUGAUGUUAGUCGAUUUUAUCCGAAAGGCAAAACCAUUACCUGGUGGGAUUUGGUGCUGUGUAUGAAAUCUCUCGAUCUGUUGCAAUCAGAAAGUUACCUUGGUCGCAAAGCUGGGCAAACGAUAUUAACCAUUGAAUCGAGAUCAUGUCGAGAUAUCAGUAAACAUUCGUUUUACUCAACCACAGAUAUGAUUCUUCUCCUACCUGCAACACAAUUUCAAGUUAUGCAUUGUUUGAAACAAAAAGGCAAAUUUUUCUGGAUUCAACUGAAAGAAAUUCAAUCUCCAUUUGUUCUCCUACAAUCCGUAUCCGUUGUUUCUCAACUGUCUCAGGAUUCUGUCCAUGUCGAUGCAUCAUCCUUGCGCACAAAAUCUCCACCGACUGAUACGUAUCAUCACAAUCAAAAAUUAGAACAAUUGAUUGCUCAACAUCCAAGAAAUUCACCAAUCUAUCUUAAACUUGAACAAGUGACAAAUAAUGAUGUGAAGAUGAUUGUUGAACAAGCAGUUUUCGGGAAAAAAUGUACUGAACUUUGGCUAUGCAAUGCACAGUUAACAUCGCAAAAUGCAUUGUUCCUUUCCAAUAGUCUAUAUAACAAUCCAACAUUGACAAAACUAAAUCUGAAUGAUAAUUUCAUCCGUGAUCGUGGUGUUCAUGCACUGGCACGCAUUCUUUCGUUAAACAAUACCAAAUUGAGAGAACUCUUUCUUGCACGGAAUAGUAUCACAAGUGAAGGUGCGCAAUACUUAGCUGAAAUGUUAUAUACUAACAUAACAUUGACAAAUCUUAGUUUACUCGGCAAUCGAAUCGACGAUAAUGGAAUCAAAAGUAUUAGUCAUGUUUUGAGUUAUUAUAAUUCCACGUUAGAAUGUUUAUAUCUGUCGGGAAAUGAUCUGAUGACUGAUAGGAGCAUCGAUUAUCUUAUUGAUAUGCUUAAGUACAAUCAAACAUUGAAAAAACUUUAUUUGUUCAAUUGCAACUUGUCCGAAUCGGCAAAGAGACGGUUAUUGGAUGAAGCUCAACAAAAGAAACAUUUGACUAUAUAUGUAUAA
Adineta ricciae is the source of this 1461-nucleotide messenger RNA. The record is from the annotation of a GenBank genome assembly. NCBI's taxonomy places the organism in Eukaryota, Metazoa, Rotifera, Eurotatoria, Adinetida, Adinetidae.